Messenger RNA from Schistocerca cancellata (South American locust), 1398 nucleotides. Its product is annotated as acyl-CoA Delta-9 desaturase. The record is from RefSeq and is a predicted model, not a curated record. Gene Ontology annotation, molecular function: iron ion binding; stearoyl-CoA 9-desaturase activity. The transcript has 7 exons. Gene Ontology annotation, cellular component: endoplasmic reticulum membrane. NCBI's taxonomy places the organism in Eukaryota, Metazoa, Arthropoda, Insecta, Orthoptera, Acrididae. Bases 90 to 1133 code for a protein of 347 amino acids. Gene Ontology annotation, biological process: unsaturated fatty acid biosynthetic process.
UCCUGUUCAUAUGUAAAAGCACAUACUGGCCUCCAUUGUUCUGUAGUGGCAACAAGGAGUGGAGUGUGCAAUUGGCCCAGCAUACCAAGAUGGAAAUACCGAAGACAGCCGACCAGGGGGUGGAGAUGUUCGGGAUGAAGCGCCGCGGCAAGCAGCUGGCUACGGCGAGCGGCGGCGCUGAGCCGGAGGCCGGCGACAGCGCCGAGCAGUGGGAGCCGCGAGAGACCGACUGGGGCCGCGUGGUCGCCGAGCUGCACAUUCAGUCCGGCGCCAUCUUGUCGCUCGCCUCCAUCGUCUGGAAGGCCAGCCUUGUCACCUGGCUCUGGGGAGGCCUGCUGACGUGGCUUGGUGUGCUGGGACUGACGGCGGGGACGCACCGGCUGUGGGCGCAUCGCAGCUACGAGGCCUCUGCGCCACUACGAGCCUUCCUCGCUGCCUGCCACACCGCCGCUGGACAGGGCAGCAUCUACAGGUGGGUGCUGGAGCACCGCCUGCACCACAAGUACCACGGCACUGACGACGACCCGUUCAACUACCGGCGCGGCUUUAUGUUCUCGCACGUGACCAGCCGCCUGCUCAAGCCACACCCACGCUUUCAGGAGGUCGCCGCCACCAUCGACAUGAGUGACAUCGAGGCCGACUCCAUCGUCAUGUUCCAGCACAGGUACUGGGCGCCGCUGACGCUGCUGCUGGGGGUGGCGCUGCCGCUGUGGCUGCCGCUGCUCGUGUGGGAGGACGUGCCAGUGCCCGCCAUGGUCAUAGCGGUGAUGCUGCGACUCGCCAUCCUCUGGCACGUCGCCGGCCUCAUCAACAGCGGCGAGCAGAUCUGGUCACUCUCCGUCAAGAAUAAGUACUCGGUGGACUCUAACCUGGUGUUCUUCCUGAACCGGACGCACUGGCCGCAGUACCACUACCUGCUGCCGUGGGACUACCGCACGGGCGAGUUCGGCUCGUACGACGACGACUGCGUGACGACGGCGAUCCGCGUGUGGGCGGCGCUCGGCUGGGCGUGGGGGCUGCGCACCGUGGGCGGCGACGCCGUGCGCCGCGCGCUCGCCGCCUCCGACGACGUCGUCUCCGCGCUCGAGGAGGAGGGCCGCCGCGUCGCCAAGCAGUCGCUCUUCCUGCAGUAGGGCGGCCCGCGGCCGCUCGCCUCAGCUCUGUCCAGGCUGACAAAGGGUGUCAUCAUCAAGGUAGCUGGAGAAUUCACUGGAAACAGUGGACUCGAUUAUUGGUUAUCGUCCAAGUGUUUCGAGGCAAUGAUCUGUUUGCUGGAGACCACCAACAACUUUAGAACCUCUGCUUUUGGCCCCCAUGCCCUAACUUUUUUUUGCGUAUAUCCAUAUUGCCGUCUCUCUCCUUCUGAUUAAGUUAUAAUAAAAAUAUUUUGACCUAGAA